UGUAGAGAGGUAGUGAGGAUCGAGUUUGCGUGGUUAAGUUCACGAUGCUGCACGAAGGGUAGAUAAGACAGAGGAACGGGUCGCUUAUGGUUACAUAUUUGGCCCAGCGACCUCAGAAGGGGGGAGAUUGUGUCCAGCCUUCAGAGAGAGACGUGUUUGGAGAGAAUCCGUGUUUUUUCUUCUAUUUCUUCCUCGUUGCCCUUAUUUUCUUUCAUUUUACGUAUUUAUGACUGUCUUCCCUCCUUUCCUUCGUAAUAACAUCUUUAGUAGUAGUAGUAUUAGUAGUAGUAGUAGUAGUAAGUCUCUCUCUCUCUCGUACGAUAACUUCCACACGCGCUCUGGCAUCCACGCACACACACACAAGUAUAGAUAAAUGCUCUCACCACUGAGUUUCGGGGGACUUUACCGGCCGGCGCGGGGACGGGCAGACGAGGCUGUGAUCCAAUCCGGGAGUGCGGUGACGAAAGAGGGAAUAAGGAGUGCGAAAGGAGAAGAGGAGGAAAGGAGAAGAAUAAACAGACAGACAGACAGACAGACAGACAGACAGACAGACAGACAGAAUGCCGUCAAUCUCCAUAGUUGAUUUGGGAGGGUUAGGUCUGGCCAGCCUCCCUGCCCAGCCCAGCGAGGAGGAGUGGCAGAGAGUCGGGAAGGAGAUAAGAUCCGCCUUCAAAGACAUUGGUUUUGUGUAUCUGUCCAACCACGGCAUUCCUCAAGGCGUGAUUGACGAGGUAUUCGACGUGGCGGGGGAGUUCUUCCGCCUGGGGGACGCGACGAAGAGGCGGUACCUUCGCGGCGUACAGAACAUCCAAGGGUACACGGCGCCCAACCAGGAGAGACUGACGGAGGCGAAGGGCGUGCAGGAACUGAGGGAAAGCUUCGACAUCCACACCCCAGACGGCGCCUUCCCAGACCAGGAGCUCGCCACCCUCCGCCCCGCCGCCAGGACCCUGUUUGAGAAGUGCAGUGUCCUUACCUUCAGGAUCCUUACUGCUAUGGCCAUUGCUCUGGGUGAGUGUCGGGACGUGGCGGGCUUUGGGAGGUGCUGGGGUGUUGUGUUGGGAGGGGUUACACGCUGCGGCGCCCACACUGACUACGGCACGGUCACCCUUCUCUUCCAGGACGCUGCGGGAGGCCUAGAGGUGUGUCGGGGCGGGGCGUGGGUGAGUGCCCUACCCAUCCCUGGCACUAUAUUGGUCAACGCCGGGGACAUCUUACAGUUUUGGACCGGGGACGUCUUCAUGGGCCACGGAGGGAUGCUGGCUGUGAUUAUCUUCUCCUCCUCCUCCUCCUCCUCCUCCUCCUCCUCCUCCUUGUCUUGGUCAUCAUUUUUCUUCUUCUCUGCUGUGAAUUCUAAUGUAGUAGUAGUAGUAGUAGUAGUAGUAGUAGUAACGUUGAUAAUAGCAAUAAUUUUUUCUACUUGUUUUCUUUCUUUCUUCUUCUUCUUCUUCUUUCUUGUUUUUUACUUAUUUUCUUCUUUUCCCCUCUCAUUUAAUUUAUCCUUUAUACUCUGUCAUCACCACCACCACCACCACCCUUCCCUUCUUCAGGAGCACCGCGUCCUUCUCACUGAGUCGAGGAGCAAGGCGCGCCAGUCCGUCGUGUUCUUCGUGCACCCUGACGGGGACGUGGUGAUCGAGCCCCUGGACGGCUCUGGGAGGUACAUGCCCGUAGAGGCCAAGCAGCACGCCAUCAAGAGAUUCUCAGAAACCUACAAUCUAUAAAUACCUGGAAACUUUGAAUUUAGAAGUGUUUACGUUGAAAUAGCUCCGUUUUCUGUGUUGAAUUUUCGUUUUCUUUAAAUUUUUAUUUUUUUUUAUAUUUUUUUCGUACGUAUUAAUCUCCUUUUUCGAGUGAUUUUGAUAGGGUAUAUUGAAAGUUAAUGAAGUUUUCAACGAUGCUUUCAUGGUUCUACAAGUUUGAAUAGGGUUUAAUACGAGUUAUUAGGUUUUCAAGUGUUUUCAAGUUAUAUAUAAUUACAUAAUACUGGAGGGACAAAAGAACGUAAACAAAUAGAUAGAUAGAUAGACAGAUGGAUGGAUAGACUGAUAGAUGGAGAGAUAGACAGAUACGUAUAUAAUUAGGCUACAAAACACUAGUUGAUAUACAUACAAGGACAGUGCGUGAUAAAUUAACAUUAUAUUACAAGGAGGUGUUUUUGUAAUAGGAAUAGAGUGAGAAUAGAUACUGUGGUAUUUUACGCUUCUGGUAGUAGUAGUAGUAGUAGUAGUAGUAGUAGUGUAUGAUUUAAUCUCAUAACUAAUCCUGGUAACUGAACGCAUCAGAAACAAUAAUAUACGUAAGAAAAGAGGAAUAAAGAUGUGAAAAUUAA
This is a messenger RNA of Scylla paramamosain (green mud crab), 2332 nucleotides long. RefSeq lists its product as uncharacterized. The record is from RefSeq and is a predicted model, not a curated record. The coding region runs from base 561 to 1724 and encodes 387 amino acids. Gene Ontology annotation, molecular function: 2-oxoglutarate-dependent dioxygenase activity. Lineage: Eukaryota; Metazoa; Arthropoda; Malacostraca; Decapoda; Portunidae. The transcript has 8 exons.